UAACAUGAUCCAACAAGAGUUAAUGUUGGGAUUUAAUUUACUUUUAAUUAUAGAAAAAUAACAAAAUGAAAGAUCAUUGAUCGAUAUUUAUGCAUUAACUAUAUACUUAAUAAUAUAUAUCGAAAAACUUUUAAAUUGUUUAUCAGUCAAAAGACUGAUAUAGGAAAAUGCCAGAUAUUAAAGUUACACCUUUAGGAGCUGGUCAAGAUGUUGGAAGAAGUUGCAUUCUUGUAUCAAUGGGUGGAAAGAAUAUUAUGUUAGAUUGUGGCAUGCACAUGGGCUUUAAUGAUGAAAGGAGAUUCCCAGAUUUUUCAUACAUAAUUCCGGAAGGUCCAGCAACUAAUUAUAUAGAUUGUGUGAUUAUUUCACACUUUCAUUUAGAUCAUUGUGGUGCUCUUCCAUAUUUUACAGAAAUGGUAGGUUAUACUGGACCAAUUUAUAUGACACAUCCAACAAAAGCAAUUGCACCAAUUUUACUUGAAGAUAUGAGAAAAGUUGCAGUAGAACGUAAAGGAGAAAGCAAUUUCUUUACAUCACAAAUGAUAAAAGACUGUAUGAAAAAAGUUAUUGCUGUUACAUUGCAUCAAUCUGUAAUGGUUGAUUCAGAACUAGAAAUAAAAGCAUAUUAUGCAGGACAUGUACUUGGUGCUGCAAUGUUCUGGAUUCGUGUUGGUUCACAAUCAAUUGUAUAUACAGGAGAUUAUAAUAUGACACCUGAUAGACAUUUAGGUGCUGCAUGGAUAGAUAAAUGUAGACCAGAUUUAUUAAUAUCAGAAUCAACAUAUGCAACAACUAUUAGAGAUUCUAAGAGAUGUAGAGAAAGAGACUUUUUAAAAAAAGUUCAUGAAUGUAUAGAUAGAGGUGGCAAAGUAUUAAUCCCUGUAUUUGCUCUUGGACGUGCACAAGAAUUAUGUAUAUUGUUGGAAACAUAUUGGGAACGAAUGAAUCUAAAAGUUCCCGUGUAUUUUGCUUUAGGAUUAACUGAAAAAGCUAAUAAUUAUUAUAAAAUGUUUAUUACUUGGACAAAUCAAAAAAUUAAGAAAACUUUUGUACAAAGAAAUAUGUUUGAUUUUAAACACAUAAAGCCAUUUGAUAAAGCAUAUAUUGAUAAUCCUGGGGCCAUGGUAGUAUUUGCUACUCCAGGUAUGUUGCAUGCAGGAUUAUCUUUACAAAUUUUUAAAAAAUGGGCUCCAAAUGAAGCAAAUAUGGUUAUUAUGCCUGGAUUUUGUGUCCAAGGCACUGUUGGACAUAAAGUUUUAAAUGGUUCUAGAAGAAUCGAAUUUGAAAACCGACAGAUUGUAGAAGUUAAAAUGGCAGUAGAAUAUAUGUCUUUCUCUGCUCAUGCAGAUGCAAAAGGUAUUAUGCAAUUAAUACAAUAUUGUGAACCGAAAAAUGUUAUGCUUGUACAUGGUGAAUUUGCUAAAAUGGAAUUUCUAAAAGAAAAAAUAAAACAAGAAUUUGGAACUAACUGUUAUAAUCCUGCAAAUGGUGAAACUUGUGUUAUCACAACUAUUUCCAAAGUGCCAGUAGAUGCCUCUUUAGCAUUAUUAAAGGCUGAAGCAAAAAAAUAUUCAGCUUUACCACCAGAUCCUAAGCGACGAAGAUUACUCCAUAGUGUUUUAAUGUUACGAGAAGAUGGAGUAUGUCUUGUAGAUGCAGAUGAAGUAACAAAAGCUGCAGGAAUAACGAAACAUGUAGUACGAUUUACAUCCACUGUACAAGUAAGAGAUCCUGGUCCUGCACAUUCAACAACUUUAAAAUUAUUACAACCAUUGAAAGAAAGAUUAUCAGGUUGGACAGUUCAAUUAACAGAUGGAUCAAUAUCUGUUGAAUCUGUUUUAGUAAAAGUAGAAGGUGAUGAAGAUGAUCAAAAAAGUGUAUAUGUAUCAUGGACAAAUCAAGAUGAAGAUUUGGGUAGUUAUAUUUUAGGAUUUUUACAAACAAUGUUGAAUUAAAAAAUAACAUAAACUGUAUUAAAAAUAAAAACAAUAUUCACUUAAUUGAUAAAUAAUAGAUAGAAUUUUAUAUAAUGUGUGAUAUUGCUACAAUGAAUACAAUAGACAUUAUAUAUAG
This is a messenger RNA of Apis laboriosa (Himalayan honeybee), 2073 nucleotides long. RefSeq names its product integrator complex subunit 11 (gene IntS11). The transcript has 5 exons. Gene Ontology annotation, biological process: snRNA processing. Lineage: Eukaryota; Metazoa; Arthropoda; Insecta; Hymenoptera; Apidae. Bases 168 to 1955 code for a protein of 595 amino acids. The record is from RefSeq and is a predicted model, not a curated record. Gene Ontology annotation, cellular component: nucleus.